GACACACACACACACACACACGUGUCCUGUCUACUUUCCCCCGUGGUGUUGCCGCGGAGUGGAGUUUACUUUCUUGAUUCUGGUUUCAGCAUAAUGACUCGAGUGGAUUUCUCGCAUGUGACAAUGCGCCGAUUCAGAAAGAUCUAAACUCGACCAGACUCAAACAUGGAUGGAUCGACGAACAGUCUGGAUGAUGUGUCUGCUGGAAGCAGCGCAGAGUUUCCAGACAGGCUUUCGCUUAUGGAAGUGCGUCUUCAGACACAGGAAGAUGAGAUCACAUUGCUCAAGUCCUCAUUGGCUGAUGCAUUGCGUAAGCUCCGCCUCCACGACCAACAGAUCCCACUACUGAAGCAGCAGCUAAUUGCCAUGAACCCUGGCGCAGCUCGGGUGUUGAAUCAGUCUUUUGGUGUUGAUGGUUUCUUCAAAUCUCACAGGCACUCCACCAGUUCUCUGGAUGGACUGCACAGCACAUUUGACAGCCAUGUCUCAGCUGAAAAUGGAGAGCGCAAUAUAGCUCACUCUAUCCCCAGCCUGAAAACAGGCACUAGUGAAAAAGCCACACAAACUGAACCCUGGAACCCUGAGCCAGAGAGGACACCUUUUGCCCUCACCAGGGCCUCCAAGAGUCUUUCACUGGAGGACGCACUUCCCGAAGAUGUGUCCCUCAUCAACAUGGCCCUGCACAAAGCUCAGCUAGAGAGUCAGCUGGAGGAAGAAGAUAGUGAAGACAAAGAAAAAAGCUGGCACUCUAAAGUAGAGGAGACAAUCCAGUGCACAACUAUUAAAAGUCUCCAAAAACAACAAAGCAAAAGCAGUGAAGAAAGCCAAGGCUCUGCCCCUCAGACUCCCACGUCCAGUUCUCCAGCGCCGCCUAAAGAGUCUACACACAGUGGAUCCCUUUCUCCCAUUCUGGAGGGCGAGAAGAAACCGCUGGAACGCCGGAAUAGUGAGAAAGUCGGUAAGGACAUACAAGAUAAAACCAAACAGCGAAUGCCGAAAAAAGCAGCAUCAUCAACCAACCUGCUGACCCGAUCUCCGAGUCUAGAGGGCCGAGCGAAAGACCUCCUCUCCAGCACAGUAUCCCAGGGUUCGAGGAGAGGAACACAGGGCCAGUCUAUCAAGAUGUUCAUCCGUGGGCGGCCAAUCACUAUGUACAUUCCUUCAAACAUCCAGAACUAUGAAGAACUUAAGAUGGACCUUCCUUCUGAAAAGCUGGAACUGGAUUGGGUCUAUGGAUAUCGAGGACGUGACUGUAGAGGGAACUUGUACAUGCUUCCAUCAGGGGAGGCUGUGUAUUUUAUAGCCUGUGUGGUAGUUCUUUACCACGUCAAUAGACGAACACAGCGCUAUUACCGUAAACACACAGACUGCGUGCGAUGUCUAGCAGUCCAUCCAAACAAAGUGCUCAUAGCAUCCGGACAGACUGCAGGUGUAGAUAAAGAUGGCAAGCCUUUACAGCCGUUUGUACACAUCUGGGACUCCACUACACUGACGACGCUGCAGCAGAUUGGUCUGGGCACGUUUGAGCGAGGUGUCGGAUCUGUGGCCUUUUCAAGUGCAGAUGCCGGGACAUUUCUGUGUGUGAUUGAUGAUUCCAAUGAGCACAUGCUGUCUGUCUGGGACUGGAGUAAGAACACAAAAACGGUUGAAGUUAAGAGCACUAAUGAGGCAGUGUUUGCGGUGGAGUUCAAUCUUGCAGACACCAGUAACAUCAUCACUUGCGGGAAGUCUCAUGUUUACUUCUGGACCCUGAAUGCUGGCACUCUGACGAAGAAGCAGGGCAUCUUUGGAAAAUAUAAGAAGCCCAAGUUCAUCAUGUGUUUUGUGUUCAGUUUGACGGGGGAUGUAUUAACAGGUGAUUCUGAAGGAAAUAUCCUCACCUGGGGCAAAUCAGCAGCUGACAUCAAGACUUUGGGCAAAGGAGCGAAAGAGACGUUCCAGAUCAUGAAGCAGACACGAGCGCAUGAGGGCAGCGUCUUUACCCUGUGUGUCCUGCAGGGUGGCGCUUUGCUCAGCGGUGGUGGGAAAGACCGCAGGAUCGUUCGCUGGAGUGCUGACCUAGCACCUGAAAGGGAGUGUGAGAUUCCAGAGAAGUUUGGAGCAGUUCGCACAAUCGCAGAUGUGGACGGAGAGGAGCUGCUUGUUGGAACAACUCGGAACGCGAUCCUCAGGGGCACGUUUUCAGACGGGUUUAUGGCCAUAGUGCAGGGUCACGUCGAUGAGAUGUGGGGUCUGGCUACACACCCAUCACAAAACAUCUUUCUCACUUGUGGUAACGACAAACAAGUGUGUGUGUGGAACGCUGAAGAACACAGCCUGGGCUGGUGCACCACUUUGGAGGAGUCAGGUCUGUGUGCUGAUUUCUGUCCCAAUGGAUCAGUUGUUUCUGUUGGACUGAGCACCGGGCGGUGGCUGGUGCUCGACCUGCAGACCCGAGAAGUGGUGUCAGAUUUGACUGAUGGGAAUGAACAGCUCUCUGUUAUGAGAUAUUCACCAGAUGGAAGCUUUUUGGCUGUUGGUUCCCAUGACAACUUCAUUUAUAUUUACAGCGUGACAGAGGGGGGUCGGCGCUACACACGCUGCGGAAAGUGUACGGGUCACUCAAGUUUCAUCACACAUCUUGACUGGUCCAAAGAUGGGAAGUAUAUCAUGUCGAAUUCGGGAGACUAUGAAAUUCUUUACUGGGACGUGGCUGGAGGCUGUAAAUUGCUCCGAAAUCGCUUUGAGAGUAAGGAUCGUGAGUGGGCUUCCUAUACCUGCGUUUUGGGCUUCCAUGUCAUGGGCGUGUGGCUGGAGGGCUCAGAUGGAACAGACAUCAACGCUUUGUGUCGCUCUCACAGUGAAAGGCUGGUAGCAGUGGCUGAUGAUUUCUGCAAAGUUCACUUAUUCCAGUAUCCAUGCCCUAAACCAAAGGCACCCAGCCACAGAUAUGACGGCCAUGGCAGUCACGUGACAAACGUACGCUUCACCCACAGAGAUACUCACCUCCUUUCACUGGGUGGAAAGGACACGUGUAUCCUCCAGUGGCGAGUGAAGCGGGUUGGGAUUGGGGCUGGGGACAACAAGGACCAUCCAACCUCCUCGGUUCCUCCCUCCUCUUCAACUGGCAGUUCAGAACCAAAGAGCCAAAUUGAGAAAGGGAUCGAAUGAACAGAGAGAAACAAAUAAAGACAUCAAUAAAAAAGAGAAUAUCAGGUCGCACAAACUAAGUAAAAUUCAGCCUUAAUUUGCCUGUGCUGAAAGGUUCUUGGCCAUGUGUCAUGACCAGCAAAAAGUGAAAUGAUGGAGUUGCUUGAGUAAGGAUUUUCACCAGGUUUACAUGUUAUACUAUGCAAAUUCUAUGGAGAAGCGGACCAAGAUUUAUAUUUCUGUAUUCUGAUAUUACAAAGUCAGCAAAGGUUUUUUGUUGAUUAAUGUGACUUUACAGGACAUGCCAUUAUCAUCUCAGAAAGUUAUUCAGAACCAGGCGUCCCAUUUAUCAUCCUCAUCAUAGUACAUGUUUACAUUAAUGAACUCUCUCUCCUGUUUAUUUCCUUUACAACCAUGUGAUGUGUGACUAUGACAUAUAAAUGUAUUUGUCUUUACACUAUUAAACAUAAAACUUUUGUCUGUGUGAUAUUGA
Messenger RNA from Clarias gariepinus (North African catfish), 3622 nucleotides. RefSeq names its product EMAP like 3 (gene eml3). The record is from RefSeq and is a predicted model, not a curated record. Gene Ontology annotation, cellular component: mitotic spindle. The transcript is spliced from 24 exons. Gene Ontology annotation, molecular function: microtubule binding. Gene Ontology annotation, biological process: microtubule cytoskeleton organization. NCBI's taxonomy places the organism in Eukaryota, Metazoa, Chordata, Actinopteri, Siluriformes, Clariidae. The coding region runs from base 166 to 3150 and encodes 994 amino acids.